CUUUGCAUCACGCGAGUGCCCGUACUUACCACGCCUAGUGAAGUCGAGUUUAGUCAUCAUCCAGAUCACAAGGCAGUAAGACUGAUUCUCACUGGUGUCACCAUAAGUUGUUGGAAAUUUAAAUUCUUUUUGGAGGUGUUUUUGGUGGCUGGUGCGGGUUUGAUUUGAAUGAUGGGGAAGCCUGGUGUUCCUGGCCGGCCAAGCGUCGUCUUGGCUUUGGUGGUGCUGGGUCUUCUCACUGUACAGUUUGUGGGGUCUCAGACUGUCAUUCACCAAGAAGGCUACUGCGUCAUGUACGGGAAAUGUACGGCCAAGUUCAACUGCGUGAACAACACCUACGCCCCGGAAGUCACUGGAGAAGAACACGCAACACUUCUUCGUCAAGUCUGUCCUCAUCUCGCUGGAAGUCCUCGGGCAUGCUGUGACAUGGAGCAACUCGAUACACUGAAUGGUUACCUAGCUAAGAGUUUAGGUGUCUUGAAUCGGUGCCCGUCCUGCGAGGCAAAUCUACGUCGAUAUCAGUGCGACUUGGCAUGUAGUAGCGAUCAGAGCGUGUUCGUUGAGGUGGUACCAGAUCCGGAAAAACCAAAAAAUUACACCAAUGUGGAGAAGGUUCGAUUCUACGCCACUCAGACUUGGGGUAAUGCUACGCUGCAGUCUUGCCGAUACGUCUUCUUCCCUUCGGCUAACCGACCAGUUAUCGAUAUCAACUGUAAUGGGUUUUCCGCCGAGCAGUGUGAGCCCGAGGUCUGGAUGGAUGCUAUGGGAAACCCAGCCAAUCAGAUCGCUGAUUUUGAGACCGACGUGGUGCUGUCGAAUGAUGCUGUUGGUAUUCCGGGGAUGAGACCUUUGAAUCCUCAAGCUAUCCCGUGUUCUGAGCCAGCAAGACCGGACGGGUCACCGUGUAGCUGUCAGGAUUGCCCGGCAGCUUGCCCGGCCGGUAUCAAACCGACCAUCCCUCCGAGUCCAAAGCCUAACAUUAUCGCUAACAUCGACGGAAAUAUGUUCAUAGUCAUCAUGGUAUUCUGUGUCUUCACCGUGAUCUUUUUAAUAGGACUGACCGUGUAUCAUAUCUGCAGAUCACCAAGAUCACGUCCCGAGUCUGAAGACGGUGAGAAAUCGGAGAAGAAAUCACCACAAAUCACAGAAGAUGACGUCAGCUGCUUUGAAAGGAUCGGUAAGAUCUACGAUGACGCCUUAAGGCGCUUCUUUACCCGACUUGGUACCUUCGUUGCUACCUACCCACUCUCCGUCUUACUGUUAACCAUAGCCCUAGGCGUUCCUCUAAGCAUUGGCUUCGUCUUCUCGGACAUCACGACCGACCCAGUAGAGCUCUGGUCCGGGCCUGAAAGCCGUGCGCGCACGGAGAAAGUCUACUUCGAGAACAAAUUUGUACCAUUCCAGCGAACGGAGCAACUCAUCAUCACGGCCAACCCGGACAAGUACAGCAAAACACAAUACACGCCUUAUAACUCCGACGAGGCGCUGACAUUCGGUUCUGUCCUGAAUCUGACGGUUCUAGAAAUGAUUUUGGACGUUCAGAAGGGCCUGCAACAAAUGCAGGUCAAUCGAACUGCAGAUGACGGCACUAUUGAGGAAAUAUCACUAGCCGAUAUUUGUUGGGUUCCUGUGACAACGCUCCCCCCUCCUACGACGUGCGCAAUCACCAGCCCUCUACAAUGGUUCCAAAGUAGUUAUGAGACACUGCGCGAGACUGCAGUAUCGGAUGAUGGUAGACCGCAGGACUGGCAUGAUCAUUUCUUGUACUGUACGCGGAAUCCACUGGCUUUAUCAGAUGGCACCAACCUUGACAUAUCUCUAGGAUGUAUAUCUGAGUUCUUAGGUCCUAGUUAUCCAUUUGUUACGCUAGGAGGAUAUGAGACGACAGAGGAAGGGGAGCCCCUGUAUCAUACAGCUGAGGCAGUCUUGGUCACGUAUGCUGUCAACAAUUACCGUGACGACGGAGAAGAUUUGCAGUUCAAGAGGUCGAUACGAUGGGAAGAGGAAGCGAUCAAGUACAUCGAGAAAUACAUGGCCGAGAAUGAUGAUCUGAUCAUCAGAUAUAUGAUGGAGCGUUCUAUUGAGGAUGCUUUGAUCGAGAGCAGCCAAGCCGACAUCGUCACUAUCAUCAUCAGCUACUUAGUCAUCUUUGCUUACAUCGCUGUGGCUCUGGGUGAAUUCAGUACACUCAAGCGCAUCUUUAUUGAUUCCAAGAUCUUAUUAGGUCUGGGCGGUAUCUUUGUGAUUCUGCUGUCUGUCAUGAUGUCACUAGGUAUCUAUGGUUACCUCGGCAUAGCAACCACGCUCAUCAUCAUCGAGGUGGUGCCGUUCUUACUUCUGGCUGUUGGAGCAGACAACGUCUUCAUCCUGGUCUUGGAAUACCAGCGUGACGUCCGGCAGGAUAAGGAGACACGAGAGGAGCAGAUUGGCCGUGUCUUAGGCAAAGUAGCUCCUGGCAUGCUCAUGUGUGGACUAUCCGAAUCCAUCUCAUUCUUCCUCGGUGCUCUGACCGAAAACCCUGCUGUCCAGACUUUUGCUCUGUAUGCUGGCUUGGCCGUUCUGAUCGACUUCCUUCUUCAAAUCACGGCAUUCGUGGCUCUUCUCUCCCUGGAUCUGAGAAGACAAGAGAGUGGUCGUAUGGAUAUUCUCUGCUGUUUCCCUCCAUGUAGUAAAGGAAAAAUUGUGAGACACCCAGGGUUUAUCCAGGUGUUCUUCAAGAAGUUCUACUGCCACUUCCUGCUCAAUAAGUUCGUCAAGCCAGUUGUGUUUUUAGGAUUCAUAGCCGCCUUUCUGAUAUGCACACUACUGACAUUGAAACUGCCAGUUGGUCUAGAACAGGAAAUCCCAGUCCCAGAUAACCACUACCUUCUAGACUACUUUGACUACGUUGAGAAGUACCUAUCCGUCGGACCGCCGAUGUAUUUUGUUGUUAAACAUGACAACCUGGACGUUACAAAGAAAGAAGACCAGGAUCUUUUAUGUGGAAGCUCGGGAUGUGAUCCCAAAUCGCUGGCACAGCAGGUCUUCUAUGCUGCUCAGAUUAAAGAAUACACUCGGGUAUCUACUGCCCCGACGUCAUGGAUCGACGACUAUUUUGAUUGGUUGAAUCCAAGCACAGUGGACACGUCCUGCUGCAGGGUGUUCACGCUCCACCCGCAAGACUUCUGCGACUUCACCAUACUUGAUCCGUGUGAAGUGUGUCUCUCGCUGGAUCAGAAAGGAGUACGACCGGUCGGCAAGACCUUCGAGACCUAUCUACCGUACUUUAUUGAUCAUAAUCCUGGAUUCACCUGUCCAAAAGGAGGACGUUCAGCCUACCACGACGCUUUGCACUUCACAGACGAAACCAAAACCAAACUUGAUGCAAGUUACUUCUUCUCCUUCCACACGGUGCUGACGAGAUCCGAGCAAUUCACGGCAGCCGUUAGAGAGUCGCGAGCAGUAGCGGAACAAAUCAAGAUGGAUAUGAAGAUGAAGAAGCCGGACCUAGGGGAUGAGUUUGACGUCUUCUCCUACAGUUUCUUCUACGUCUACUACGAGCAGUACAUAGACCUGGUUGAGAUCGCAGUCGUCAAUAUCGCCAUAGCGAUGGUGCCCAUCUUUGUUGUCAGUUUCUUCGCCCUCGGCUUCGACGUCAUCUCAGCUUUCUUCAUUCUUAUCAACAUCAUCAUGAUCAUUGUGGACACGCUGGGAGUCAUGUAUCUGUGGGGCGUCGACUUCAAUGCAAUAUCUCUGGUCAAUUUGACAAUGGCGAUCGGUAUGUCAGUGGAAUUUGUGUCCCACACCACACGAACAUUCCGAAUGUCUACGAAAGCCAACAGGAACGAACGGGCCAAGUAUGCGCUGUACCACACUGGAAGUGCUGUCUUGAGUGGAGUAGCUAUGACCAAUCUCCCUGGCACCAUCGUCUUAGUCUUCGCUACCUCUCAACUCUUUGACAUCUUCUACUUCCGUAUGUUCCUAACCAUCACGUUGCUGGGUACGGCCCACGGAAUCAUCUUCCUUCCAGUUCUACUCAGCUACUUUGGUCCGCCAGUCAACAAAGCCCAACUCCUGCACGAACAAGACGAAGAACGCAAGAAACUCCUGGCAAACUCCAGCAAACAGCAGGAGGCCCACAUGUACGACAACGUCGCACUGAGUGCGGAUGAGCUGGACGACAAACCGCCUGCUUACAUGUACACAGUCUCAUACGAGGAGGCAGGGGUCCAGACUAGUCUGGGUCGCAAGAGCAAGAAAGCGAAGAAAGCGAAGGAAGCCCAGGAAAGUGACGAGGAGGAGGAUGGCCCCAAAGUGGAAAUUACAGAUUUGUAAUUAAUUUCGCGAUACAUAAAUUAACAUUACAUUCCCCGUGUUUUUUAGCAAAGUAAUUUUUCUUCUCUAAAUAAAUUUGUAACUUAUAUGUUAUAUAUGACUUGAAGCUUUGCAUGGCGGAUGAGAUCAAUUAUAAAGUUUGUGGGUAACACCAUGUGGAAAGAA
Messenger RNA from Patiria miniata (bat star), 4479 nucleotides. Its product is annotated as NPC intracellular cholesterol transporter 1-like. The coding region runs from base 169 to 4314 and encodes 1381 amino acids. The transcript has 20 exons. Gene Ontology annotation, molecular function: lipid carrier activity. Lineage: Eukaryota; Metazoa; Echinodermata; Asteroidea; Valvatida; Asterinidae. Gene Ontology annotation, cellular component: membrane. The record is from RefSeq and is a predicted model, not a curated record.